AUGUCUCUCCGGCUUCCUCCAGCUCUGGGACACUCAUCCAGUACACCCCCGACUCUGCCACUAGCCCCACUGCAGAGCGCCCAUCUCCCCAUCCCUCUUUCCAGAAGGUCAAGGAGGAAGGUGAGGGUGUGGUGAAGAAGGCCAAGAGCCGCACAGCCUUCUCCCAGGAGCAGCUGCAAAUCCUGCACCAGCGGUUCCAGAGCCAGAAGUACCUCAGCCCCCAGCAGAUCCGGGAGCUGGCUGCUACCCUGGGGCUCACCUACAAGCAGGUGAAAACAUGGUUUCAGAAUCAACGGAUGAAAUUUAAACGUUGCCAGAAGGAGAGCCAGUGGGUGGAAAAAGGGGUGUAUCUACCACAGAAUGGGUUUCAUCAGGCUGCGUACCUGGAUAUAACCCCCACAUUUCACCAGGGCUUCCCCGUUGGUGCCAGCAGAAACCUUCAGCCUGUGACCAACGUGCACCAGGCUUACAGCAGCAGCCAGACUUAUGGGAAUGGGCAGAGCCUGUACUCGUUUGUGGCUGUGGAGGAUGAGGGGCUCUUUGGGAAAGGUGGGACAAGCUGCAAUACCCAGCAAGCCAUGGGUUUAUUAAGCCAGCAAAUGAACUUCUAUCACGGCUACCCUGCCGAUAUGGAUUAUGUCAGCCUGGAGUCAGAAGACACCUACGGCUUUCAGAGCACCUCUGACAGUGUCACACCGUUCUCGAGCUCUCCUGUACGGCAUCAGUAUCAGGCCCCUUGGCAUCCCCUGGGGACCCAGAGUGGUUAUGAGUCUUAG
Messenger RNA from Pelecanus crispus (Dalmatian pelican), 776 nucleotides. NCBI's taxonomy places the organism in Eukaryota, Metazoa, Chordata, Aves, Pelecaniformes, Pelecanidae. The record is from RefSeq and is a predicted model, not a curated record.